This is a messenger RNA of Cucurbita maxima (winter squash), 3100 nucleotides long. Its product is annotated as BTB/POZ domain-containing protein At5g48130-like. Bases 782 to 2956 code for a protein of 724 amino acids. Lineage: Eukaryota; Viridiplantae; Streptophyta; Magnoliopsida; Cucurbitales; Cucurbitaceae. The record is from RefSeq and is a predicted model, not a curated record. Gene Ontology annotation, molecular function: protein binding. The transcript is spliced from 6 exons.
AUUUACACUGCACUGAAAGUCGAUUUCAUCGUUCAUGAAAUGUAUGUUUGAGUAUUGUAGCUGAAUGCAGGGAAUUUUUUGCUGAGGACCGGUGAAUGAACAUGACGUACGUGUUGUCGCUAGUCAAGCAAACAUACUAUCAGUUACUGAUUCAAGGAUUAUUAGAAUAGUUUUUGGCUGUAGACUCAACUUGUAUUACAUAUUUCUGUGCUUAAUGGAUGACAGAAAGAAUCUUCCCUCUGAAGUUAUAUAAGGUAGCGUAAAAUGUGAAGGAGAGCAUUUGAUUAUUGAAGAAGUUGUACAGUAUCUCACUCUGCAGUGAACUUCACAAAAGUAAGUUUUGGGGAUUGAGAAAAUGCUGCGAGAAAGCAAGCGCCGCCCUCUUUCCAAAGCAUUCUCCCGAGCUUUCAGAAGCCGUGCCGUCAUGGGUGUGCUGGCGUUUACCAUGUUUUGGUUCUCCGUCAGAUCUGAUUCACCUACUCAAAUGCAAAAAUUAUAAUAUAUGAAUGGAUACAAAAGGAAAGCGACGAAGAGAGCCCAAAUUGUGGUUCACAUAACAGGGAAAGAGGGAGAAAGCCAAGCUUAUUCUAAUGGCCGAGGCGUUUUAGAAGUUCAAGAAUUCAACUUUUCAGCAAUCGAGAACGUUUUUGAAGCCUUAAAAUAUGGGUAUGGAGAUUACACUCGUGUGCAUUUGACUUUUGACUUGGAAGGAAUAAAAACUGCACGAAUGAUCUUUAGAUGUACUUAUUUCUUCGAUUCCUGAAAUGGGUGCUUACCAUUUAUGGCCAUAAGAAGGCGUAACAUUACUCGCUAUCGGAAUUUGCUUCAGUUCAAAGAAUUCCUAACUCGCUCAGCUCUCAGAAACUUUCAUAAAUUCUGGUUUGAAGGUCUAUUAGGAACUAUGUUGAUGGCAGUUAUCAGCCCCAAAGUCAGCUCAGUGGCCUCUAGUCCUUUCACUUCACCGAAUAUCGGGGUUUUGCUCAAGAUCAAGAUCAUUUCAUGGAGCCAAGAAACUGGUUUGCCUGUUUCUAUACGGAUUCGAGUUGGUGAUAGGACCUUCAACUUGCACAAGCAUCCUCUCCUGUCCAAGAGUGGAUACUUCCAGAAAAGGCUAAAUGAAUCGACCGAGUAUGAGCUCCCAUCGGACUUUCCCGGGGGACCAGAAACCUUUGAAUUACUUGCACUGUUCAUCUAUGGCUCCUCUACUCUUGUUGAUCCUUUUAAUGUAGCAGCCCUCCGAUGUGCUGCAGAGUUUCUUGAAAUGACAGAUGAUUACUAUUCCGGUAACCUUUGCGAGCGAUUCGAUAUCUAUUUAAACCAAGUGGUCUUCCAAAGCUGGGAUGAUACACUAAUCGUACUCCAAAAGUGCCAACAAUUGCUUCCCUGGUCCGAGGAGCUGUUAAUUGUAAGCCGCUGCAUCGAAUCUCUUGCCUUCAUGGCUUGCAUGGAGAUUCUAGACCCCGAGAAAAGGCGAGACCAACCAAUCAUUACAAUGGAUGCAUUGGCCAGUCAGGUUUGGAGCUGUGAAAUAGUGAAAGAAAUCUUGUGCCAAGAUCUUUGGAUCAAGGACCUCAUUGCUCUACCAUUUGAAUUCUUCCAAAGAGUCGUGGGAUCCUUGAGAAGACAAGGUAUGAAAGAAAAAUACGUGAGCCCGAUCAUCGUUUUCUAUGCUAACAAAUGGAUUCUUUCGCAAAAAACGCGCCAGUUCUGGGAAAGUACUGAUGAGAAAGUUGUAGAUGAUGAAGCAAAUGAGAAGGUUAUAUUUAUCUUGCAAGGUCUUCUUGAUCUUCUCCCUAUGGGACAGAGGACCAGUAGAGUGGUUCCUGUAGGCUUUUACUUUGCAUUACUUUCAAAAUCACUUGAAAUUGGUCUCAAAAGUAACAGCCUGCAGAAACUACAAGACCAGAUUGCAUCAGUAUUACACUUUGCCCAAGUCGAAGACUUCCUCCUACCGAAAACCGGGGCGGACUCGGUUUCUUCCAGCAUCGAGUUAGCUACAAUGGAGAAGAUAUUAGAGUCGUUUGUAUCUUCUAACAUGAAGAUGAAUCAUAACCAUUCAGGAAGCAACUCACUCGUGGCGGAGUUGUGGGAUGAGUAUCUAACCUUCAUAGCUCCCGAUCCGAAACUCGGAAAAAAACGAUUUGUGGAACUUAUCGAAAAAGUGCCUGCUUCGUGGCGAGAGAAUCACAACCACCUUUAUUGGGCAGUAAACACAUUCCUGCAGGCACAGUCACAACUGUCCCAAGAGGAAAAAUGGGCAAUCUGUAAGUACCUCAACUGCCAGAAGCUAUCACAAGCGGCGUGCAUUGAAGCUGUUCAAAACGAGUUGAUGCCGCUCCGUCUGAUAGUUCAAGCGCUUUUCGUUCAGCAAUUGAAUACUCAACAGGCGUUCAAAGAGUGUUCGAGUUCAUUUAGAUUUGCACCUUAUGGAGAAUUCUCAGGGAGUCUUUCAAGCUCUAGAUUUCUGAACUCGAACAGCCAGAAUCUACGAGACAGUCCUUAUACAGAUGGAGCUGAUCCAAGCCGAAAAACGUUAAGCUUCUUGCUACAGAAGGACCAUGUGAUGCAGGCACAUGAAUCCUCGAGAAAGGAGUACGAGUCGACAAGUUUCCGAAUCCAGAAUCUCGAACAGGAAUUGGUUUCCUUGAAGAAGAGUGUCCAGUGGCAGACAAUAUCAAAGAAAACAGAUACAAUGUCGAGCAGUAAAGCAGAAGGAAGAACAAAACCAGCUGAUGUGGAAAGUAGAUACUCUAGCAAGAAAAGGAACACACAUGAACAAGUGACAGGGUGCAUUGGUUCCGUUAACUUUUCUGCUCAAAGAAACUAUGCAAGUCGUCUGUUUAAGAUCUUCAGCGGAAUUCGUCUAUUUGGGGGUCAGAAACAGAAAAGAAAAUCGGGGUUUCCCGUCCUUUGGCGUAGGUCGAUUUAUCAGAUCAACCAUCGACUCGACUUGUAAAUGAGCAAACAGGUUCGUAGAAACCAGUUAUGGAGACUAUAACCAGUUAUGGAGACUAUAACUUCGUGUAAACUCUAGUAUGUUUAAGUACAGAAAGUAUCAGUGAUAGUAGUAAUCAUUCAAAGUACUCAGUUCAAACAUCUA